UCAAAUAGGAUAUUAAAAGAGAUAUUCAAAAGUUGGCCUUGUUGAAGAUAAGAAAGAAAUAUAUCCGGCACUGAAGAGUCUCAGGCUGAAUUAGAAAUGGAUUAUGAUAGAUCGGAUGAGAUAAAGGCUAUUGAUGAUACAAAGGCUGGUAUUAAGGGACUUGUUGAUUCUGGAAUAGUCCAGAUUCCAAGAAUUUUUAUUAGGCCACCUCAUGAACUUGCUGAGGAGCUGAAUCUGUGCAAGUCAACUCUACAGGUUCCGGUGGUGGAUCUAAGUGGCAUAGAAGUUGAAGAUCGUCGUAAGAAGAUUGUUGAUGAAAUAAGGGAAGCAUGUGAGAAAUGGGGCCUUUUCCAACUGAUAAAUCAUGGGGUUCCUUCAAGUGUUUUGGAAGGAAUGAUCGAUGGGACUCGUAAAUUUCAUGAACAAGAUGUUGAAGUAAAGAAAGAGUACUAUUCGUCUGAUGCAAAAACCAGACCUGUUACAUAUAAUAGCAAUCUUCAUCUGUACAAAACAAAAGGAAGGACUGCAAACUGGAGAGAUUCAUUAUACAUCUCUGGGCUAGUUUCUGAUCACAAUGUACCGGAAGAAAUACCUCCAAUUUGCAGGAAAACAUCCCUUUUGUACAUAAAUCAUAUCAGAAAGCUAGAAGACAUUCUUCUUGGCUUACUAUCUGAAGCUCUCGGGCUAAAGUUAAACCACUUGAAAGCUACCGAAUGUGACAAAGUACAAACGUUCGCAUGCCAUUACUACCCGGCAUGCCCACAGCCAGAGCUAUGUCUUGGUAUUGGUAAGCAUACAGAUCCUGUUUUCCUUACCAUUCUGCUUCAAGAUCAGAAUGCUGGGCUCCAAGUCAUGCGUGAUAACCAAUGGGCUGAUGUUGAACCGAUUGAGCAUGGUUUGAUUGUUAAUAUUGGUGACCUUCUUCAGAUGCUAUCAAAUGACAAGUUUGUGAGUGCAAUUCAUAGAGUUGUCGCAAAAAAUGUAGCACCAAGGAUUUCAGUGGGAUGCUUCUUCAAUGGUCAUUUAGAACCUCCAAAGAUGUAUGGUCCAAUCAAAGAGCUCAUAUCAGAAGAAAACCCCCCAAUAUAUAAAGACUUUCUGGUAGCUGAUUAUCUCGCUAAGUAUUUCUCCAAGCCUCCUGAUAAGACUGGUCUUGAUCUUUUCAGACUAUGAAGAGAGACCGAGAACCACGUCGCCUAACAGCAGCAAAAACCAUCAGAAAAGAUUUAUCAUCAUUCAGAAAGAACAAUGUCAGAGUUUGUGAUACGAUAAUGUCUUUCUUAUUCUGCUGUUUAUUUUCAAAUGAAGAAAUAAAUCUCAAGAA
Molecule: messenger RNA, 1324 nt
Organism: Solanum dulcamara
Lineage: Eukaryota; Viridiplantae; Streptophyta; Magnoliopsida; Solanales; Solanaceae
Product: 1-aminocyclopropane-1-carboxylate oxidase homolog 1-like
Exons: 3
Coding region: 97-1173 (358 amino acids)
Source: RefSeq, a predicted model, not a curated record